Messenger RNA from Dichomitus squalens LYAD-421 SS1, 1198 nucleotides. Its product is annotated as DnaJ-domain-containing protein. The transcript is spliced from 9 exons. The coding region runs from base 78 to 1055 and encodes 325 amino acids. NCBI's taxonomy places the organism in Eukaryota, Fungi, Basidiomycota, Agaricomycetes, Polyporales, Polyporaceae. Gene Ontology annotation, cellular component: endomembrane system. The record is from RefSeq and is a predicted model, not a curated record.
CUCGUCCCUCCACCGCCGUACGCCUGCCCGUCUCGCUUCUUAUACACAGGCAAGGCCCACAGGCAAGGCCAAAAGUCAUGAGGGUCUUACACCUCAUAGCGUUCCUUGCUGUUCUGGUAACGGCUGUGGUCGCGUGGACCAAGGAGGACCACGAAAUCUUUGACCUCGUGAGCGCGGUUGAGAAGUCCGAAGGCAAGGGCACGAACUUCUACUCUUGGCUGGAUGUACCCCACACUGCAUCCACGGCCCAAAUAUCUAAGGCUUAUAGGAAGAAGAGCUUGCAGCUGCACCCCGACAAGAACAAGGGCGUCAAGGACGCGCAUGAGCGAUUUGCGCGACUUGGAGUGGUCGCGGCCAUUUUGAGGGACCCCGCGAAACGCGAACGCUAUGACUUCUUCUACAAGAACGGGGUACCCGUGUGGCGGGGCACCGGCUACUAUUAUUCUAGAUUCCGUCCUGGGCUUGGGACGGUCCUUACGUUCCUGGUAAUCAUCACGUCGGGGAUACAAUACAUCGUUCAAAAGUUGAACUAUAAUCGCGAUUUGAAACGGAUUGAGCACAUCGUAGAGCAAGCCCGGACUGCCGCUUGGGGCUCCAAGCUAAACCCCGUCGAGGGCCAAAGGAAGGUCAAGGUGAACCUUGGGGGCUCGCCGCGUCUAGACGAAGACGGGAAUGUCAUCCCUGGGAGGAUGGUGGACAUGGUGGUGGAAGGGAGCCACGUCUAUAUUCUCGAACCAGAUGGAAGUCUGCUGCCGGUGGACAAUGAAACGGCGGUAGCCCCAUCGAUCAAGAGGACAUGGUUCCUGUCCCUUGUGACCGGGCUCUUGAGAAAAGUGGCUAGGCGCGAUGGUGGGACGAUAGAGAGCAGCUUGGGGCAGGACGCUACAGCAGACGAAGGCGAGUCGGACGAUGGGUCGGGCGUUAGCUCUGAGGUGUCAAGGAGCGGUACGACAACGCCCCAGGGGGGCAACGGGGCCAACGGGUCAAAGAACGGGCGAAUCUCGGCGACGAGUAUGGCAGGGGGACGGAGGAGAAAAGUAGUGAGGAAAAAAUGAGCGGUCGUGUGUUCCGGGGGGCGCGGAGGCGCGACGGUCCGCGCCUCUUGCUUAUCUCUGCGCCUUGGCUGGAAUUCUGUUCUGCCAGGAACCAAUCACAUCUGGCUCGUUGUGCAAGGGACGCCGCAACCAUGCCUGUUUUG